This is a messenger RNA of Salvelinus fontinalis (brook trout), 3911 nucleotides long. RefSeq names its product small VCP/p97-interacting protein-like. The transcript has 4 exons. NCBI's taxonomy places the organism in Eukaryota, Metazoa, Chordata, Actinopteri, Salmoniformes, Salmonidae. Gene Ontology annotation, cellular component: endoplasmic reticulum membrane. Gene Ontology annotation, biological process: positive regulation of autophagy; negative regulation of VCP-NPL4-UFD1 AAA ATPase complex assembly; negative regulation of retrograde protein transport, ER to cytosol. Bases 720 to 971 code for a protein of 83 amino acids. The record is from RefSeq and is a predicted model, not a curated record.
AGACAAUAGUUGUUCAUAUAUCAUGAAUAAAUACAAGUUUUUCACACUUUAUAUAAUAUUACGUGGGGGACUUUUAUUUUGAAAGUUUCUUAAAUUCCGCAACACGGAAGUACUUUUAUUUUUUUUGUGUUGCUGACAAGCUGGUGACUCCUAGUUACAGGGCGGCAGCUUCGAGCGCACAUGGCAGACUACAAAAGGGUUGUGUUUCAGCUCGCAAAGCGGUUCACAAAUAUAUUCAGAACACACUAUGCAGCCGGUCUGUAUACCUCAGUGUUGUGUGCAGCCUGUCCGAGUGGUGAGAUGCCUUUGGAUAUACGGCGUAAAAAACAACAUUAAUUUAUUGGGUUAGGCUGAAAGGCUGUAAAGUUGAGCAACCCACUGCUACUGUUCUAGAUGACUGUUGGGAAUAUACAAGUAGACAAGGCAGUGGUUUUGGUUGGACAGUUGGAAAAACUUGAUGAGAGCGGUUGGAGGUUGGCCCUUCCGUGGUGAUUAAGGUCUGUUCCUCCAUGGUUAUAGUUAGUUAGCUCGUAGAUUUAGCAAAAGCAGAGUGGGUAGCCACUUUGUCGACGUGCACAAGAGUAACUAACUAGGCACUUUUGCUAACCUUGCCUGGUGGGUUCUUCUAGAUAUAACGAACUAACGUUAACUAGCUCAAUCUAGUCAAGUAGCCAACAAAUAUUCAACACAAACUAAAAAGUUGAUUUCCUUGCUCAAGUAUGGGGAUGUGCUUACCGUGCCUUGGUGGACCUGGAAACGACUUGUCCACCACACCAGAUCGAGAGACAAGGAGACGUGAGCUGGCAGAGGCCGCUGAGAAGAGACAGAAAGAGACAACCUACAGGGGUGUCAAAAACCCCCAAGCAGUUGAGAGAAAUAAAAAGAAUAAGGAGAUGGAGAAACAAGAGAUGAGACCGUCUCCGCCUGGAGGAGAAGGAGGAGGAGGAGGGCUGAAGUGGCAGGUAGGCUAAAGAUAGACAUGGAGAGAUCCUGGAAGUCUCAAUGUAGACUGAGGUUCAGCUAACAACAUGAAGAGUGUUGGUACCAGUUGACUUAAAGGCUUUUUUUUUUUUAAAUGUCAGCCCUUCUACUAGAUUUUUUAUUUUUAAAUGCAAGGUUUUUUUUUUUUUUUUUUUUGAGGCGAUUGUGUGUCUGCAUCUCUCAACUUCGUAGGAUAGUUUGCCGGGCUUUGACGCUGGUUAAAAAAAUAAAAAAUAAAGAUUCUGUUGGCCAAUGUUGGCCGUGUGAAUCACAGGACAUGCCUCCCUUAAUGCCAAGAUAUACAAGAGAAUAUGCAAGCCAGCCAAUGGAGCUUUAGAACAGACAGGGUGGCGUAGCUAUGAAUAGAAUAUAAACACUCAGAGGAAAUAUGCUCUCACACUACAUCGAUAAACUGUACCAGGCGUCUUGCAGUGAACUCUCUCUCUUUGUGUUCUCUUUGUCCUCUCGCCUUUCUUUCUCUCAGCCAUUUCAACUUUGCCAGCUUUAACACCAUGGCGCUUACUUCUUUUGCAAUUGUUUCAGACAUUUUGAACUUUGAGGAAUAUUCUUGUGAUCUAUUUACUGUAUAGUAUAUUUUCCUUCUAAAAUUAUUUUAUGCAACAAAGUCCUUUUUACUGUUCAAAAUAGGCCUAGAUGAUUCAAAUGACAUUUUCUAUUGUAGAUCAGUGUGAAAAAAACUACGUUUCCCAUAGCUACUGAUGAACCACGUGAACGUUUUAGAGUUCCCGCACCAGCACUAUUCAGUUGACUUUUCUAUUGUAGAUCAGUGUGAAAAGAACUACGUUUCCCAUAGCUACUGAUGAAUGUUUUAGAGUUCACGCACCAGCACUAUUCAGUUGACUUCACUUUAGUGUUUGAUUUUCAUAUGUCUGUGCAAUAUAAGUUAUUUGCUACACGUUGUAUUGGUUUGUAAUGUAUGAAGAAAAUGCUAUAUUUUAAAUGAGGUAAGAAGUUUGAGUCGUGAAAGCCUGAUGAAAGUGUUUUUUAUGCAUGAAUAUUUCUUCUUUUUUCCCUCUCAUUUCAACCUGUUCAGUAAUAUUGUUGUCAUGACAAUAUUCCAGGAAUUAUUUUAUCCAAACAUACACCGGUGUCACAAUGUUCUUUCUUGGGUAUGCAGUCUGUUGUCAGGAUGGUAAUAGGACUACCGUUAUUCACCAGGUUUCAGUCCAUUUCAGUUCAGGAAGUACACUGAAAUUACAAUGAUCUGCAAUGCUUUUCAAUGAGGAACAUUUUUUUUGGAUUUACUUUCUGAAUUGAAAUAGAAUUGACCCCAACCCUGUCAUCCACUGGGGCGUACCUGUCCACGAUGAUAACUGCAGAUCUGUCAUCCACUGGGGCGUACCUGUCCACGGUGAUAACUCUGCAGAUCUGUCAUCCACUGGGGCGUACCUGUCCACGAUGAUAACUCUGCAGAUCUGUCAUCCACUGGGGCGUACCUGUCCACGAUGAUAACUCUGCAGAUCUGUCAUCCACUGGGGCGUACCUGUCCACGAUAACUCUGCAGAUCUCAGAAGGAAAUGGGAAGAGAGCCUGAACCAGCAGGUGUUAUUGUGCACUUGGAAGUAUUGCAUUUAUACCUGCCUUGCUUUUUAUACUUGAGGUUUCUUCUUCCUAUACCCACCUAGUGCUUCAAAGGCUCUUGCCACUUUGAGGUGCAUGAAGUCACGCCAAUGUCAUUUUGUUGAAAUAACGUUGUCAGAUGACUGUUGUUUUUGACCUGGGGCAAUUGUGCACCGCCUUAUGGGACUCCCGAUCACGGUCGGUUGUGAUACAGCCCAGGAUCGAACCAGGGUCUGUAGUGAUGCCUCUAGCACUGAGGUGCAGUGCCUUAGACCGCUGAGCAUAACAAUGUGUUUAUAAAUAAUGUAAAAUAAUAAACAAUUUGUCACAUACACUGGAAAGGUGCAGUUUACAGGGUCAGCCAUAGUACAGCACUCCUGGAGCAAAUUAGGGUUAUAAGUGCCUUGCGCAAGGGCACAUUAACAGAUUAUUCACCUUGUCGGCUCGGGUAUUCAAACCGUGAACCUUUCGGUUACUGGCCCAACACUAACCACUAGGCUACCUGCCACCCUUUAUGAUGGACACACAAAUCAAAUCAGAGUUAAUUGGUCACGUACACAGAUAUAUAUAUAUAAAAAAAGAUGCUUUUAUCUUGCUCCAACAGUGCAGUAAUACACAUAUAAACCAAAAAGUAAUAGAAAGAUAUUAAGAAAUAUCAGAACGAGCAAUGUCAUAGUCCGGAAUAUACAGUGUGUGUACACUACUUGUCAAAAGUUUUAGAACACCUACUCAUUCAAUGGUUUUUCUUUAUUUCUACUAUUUCUACUGGCCUCUUUCUAGAGCUCCGACUUCCCGAUUCAUCUCGAAAGCACCAUAAUAGCUCAGAAAUGAGCGAAAUGACAGGCUACUUUGACACUGACAAACUGAGAUGAAUGAAAACCACCUCUUCUUGAGUCCAUCAAUAGCCAACGCCUAGUUGUGUGGAGACUAUAGGAAAUUAUAGUCCUAAAAAUGCUUUCCAGUUUCACUGAUUCACCCAAAGAUGUGCGGCUCACUCACUGGUGAUGGCCUAUGCGCGCGUCCCCGACUGUAGACUAUGCCUUGUAUUGUACACUCCAAUAGGCUAUUUAUCCUCUGUGGCAAACGUUUAGGCGUUCUCAUGGUGUAGUAGGCUAUUCUGAAUUAUUAAAUGUAUUUCUGAACAGACAGCAGUAACUCUAUAACUUUGGCACAUUUAUUUCAAUUUCUCAUGCGUGCUUCAGCUCCUCCAGAACCCUUCGUAUGAUUCUAUAAGGGGAAUGAUGAAGUGCGACGCUGGAGAGAUGAGAGUUGCAGGCUCAUGUCUAUCAGAGCAGAGAGAGAUUUUAGAAAGGGAAUCUCAUUCUAGUUUGGUGAGAGAUACAGGGGGG